This is a messenger RNA of Mangifera indica (mango), 2105 nucleotides long. RefSeq names its product wall-associated receptor kinase-like 1. Gene Ontology annotation, biological process: protein phosphorylation; cell surface receptor signaling pathway. The transcript is spliced from 3 exons. The record is from RefSeq and is a predicted model, not a curated record. Gene Ontology annotation, cellular component: plasma membrane. Gene Ontology annotation, molecular function: ATP binding; calcium ion binding; protein serine/threonine kinase activity. Lineage: Eukaryota; Viridiplantae; Streptophyta; Magnoliopsida; Sapindales; Anacardiaceae. The coding region runs from base 1 to 2034 and encodes 677 amino acids.
AUGACGUUGGCACAAGCACAAUUAUCAGUAAACUGUUCUUCCCAAUGCGGCGGAGUGGAAAUUCCAUAUCCAUUUGGGAUCGAACCCGGUUGCUCUGUGGACGAUUGGUUUGCCGUGGAUUGCACCUCCAGCAAACCAUUUUUGAGGAGCAUCAAUCUCGAAUUGCUUGAAAUUUCAAUACCAACUAACACAAUGCAAGUCAAUUAUUCCAUAUACAAUUCUUGCCAGAAUGAAUCAACCAGCCAGUUUGUUAACUUGGACACAACCCCUUUUGAAUUCUCCGACAGUUCUUCCAACAGAUUCACCGCUGUAAGCUGCAGCAAGCUUGCCAAAAUUUCCACCAACCAAUCGGUUAUUUCAGGAUGCUCCUCCAUUUGCAAGGAAAACGCUGCAAAUAUCGGAGUAGAUAUUAGUUGUCAAUCCGGAAUCAACUGUUGCCAGACGACAAUUGGUUCUCUCAAGAACUUUAAUGUAUCUGUGGAGCCUACUCAAAGCAGCAUAAGUAAUGGAGAAAUACAGCAGCCUCCUCAAGAUUGCGACUUUGCCUUUUUGGUGGAUCAGAACUGGUUUGUAAACGACUUAACCAAUCUUCAAGAUCUUCGGAAUAUGACGCGCGUUCCAGUCAGAAUCAGUUGGGGAAUAUUCAGUUCUUUAUUGAAUCAGCUAGCUGCUUUGAAUAGUUCAACAAACUCUACGUCAAACUCUAGUUGCAUUUCUGACUCUAGCGUUGUUCGAUGCAAUUGCUUAGGAAAUUUCACAGGAAAUCCCUAUCUUUCUCACGGAUGUCAUGAUAUCGAUGAAUGUAAAUUAGGCCUUUGCCCAUCAUAUAUGACUUGCGAAAACUAUAUAGGAGGCUACAACUGCUUCCCAAGGAAAGAAUCAAUGGUUUCCACGAUCAUUUUUGGUACAGCUGGGAGCGUUCUAGGUUUGAAGUUACUGAUUCUUGGGAUAUGGUGGUUGCACAAUAAAAUAAAGAGAAUAAAGGAGAUCAAACUCAAGGAGAAGUACUUCAAGCAGAACGGUGGUUUGCUUUUACAGCAACAAUUAACUUCAUCUGAUGGCGGUGUAGAUAGAAGCAAACUGUUUGAUUUAAAAGAUUUAGAAAAGGCCACCGAUCAUUUUAACGUGAAUCGGAUACUUGGUCAAGGAGGUCAAGGAACUGUUUACAAGGGAAUGUUAGCUGAUGGAAGAAUUGUUGCUGUAAAAAAAUCAAAAAUAGUUGAUGAAGCUGGUAAAGUUGACGAGUUUAUCAACGAGGUAGUUAUUCUUUCACAGAUUAAUCACAGGAAUAUAGUUAAGCUUUUGGGUUGCUGCUUGGAAUCUGAGGUCCCUUUACUGGUUUAUGAAUUCAUUCCCAAUGGAACCCUUUCCAGUUAUCUUCAUGAUCAACUUGAAGAGCUUUCACUCACAUGGGAUAUGCGCUUGAGGAUAGCGGGAGAAGUUGCAGAAGCACUUUGUUACUUGCACUUCUCAGCUUCCAUGCCAAUCUAUCACCGAGAUAUCAAGUCUACUAAUAUACUUCUGGACGAGAAGUAUAGAGCUAAAGUAGCAGAUUUUGGGACUUCAAAAUCAAUCACCAUCGAUCAAACUCAUGUCACAACCAAAGUACUAGGGACCUUUGGGUAUUUGGAUCCAGAAUAUUUUCGUUCAAGCCAAUUCACUGACAAAAGUGAUGUCUAUAGUUAUGGAGUAGUUCUUGCUGAACUUUUGACAGGGAAAAAACCAAUAUCGUCCACGAGGUCCGAAGAAUUCAAAGGUUUGGCAGCAUAUUUUGUUCAUUCUAUGGAGGAGAAUCAUCCUGAUGAUAUUCUUGAUGCUCUAGUACUAAAGCAAGGGAAGAAAGAGGAGAUCAUGGCAGCGGCUAAUCUUGCCAAAAGGUGCUUAGAUAUGAAUGCGAAGAGAAGGCCAACAAUGAAAGAAGUUACAAUGGAGUUAGAAAGAAUUCGAUCUUCAAUAAAAGAUGGUAACAUUCAAGUGAAUUAUCAGGAGGAAGCCUAUGAAGGAACCCAAAGUAUUCGAGGCUUGGGAUUUUGAUUCUGUGUCAAGAAGUACAACUUUUGGCGGCAUAAGUCUGUCACUAGGAGUCCAACCGCUCUUGAUAUUGU